Molecule: messenger RNA, 4601 nt
Organism: Ruditapes philippinarum (Manila clam)
Lineage: Eukaryota; Metazoa; Mollusca; Bivalvia; Venerida; Veneridae
Exons: 32
Coding region: 91-4506 (1471 amino acids)
Biological process (GO): sodium ion transport; transmembrane transport
Cellular component (GO): membrane
Molecular function (GO): symporter activity
Source: RefSeq, a predicted model, not a curated record
GUAAGCUGGUUCAAAUGAAAUUCUUUUGAUUAUUUACACAAAACAUUGAUAGUACAAGUAACAAAUUGAGAUAGUACCCAAAUCACAAACAUGUGGAAGCCAGGUGUAGGUUUUCAUAUUGCAGAUUAUUGUGUCUUUGGAUUCACUGUUCUUGUCUCACUUGCAAUUGGAAUAUAUCAUGCAUUUUCUGGCGGGAAACAACGGACAACGUCGGAAUUUUUCGUUGGAAAUAGAAAGAUGGCCAUACUUCCGGUUGCAAUAUCACUGUUAGUAUCGUUUGAGUCUUCGAUUCUUAUGCUAGGCCAACCUGCAGAGGUCUACGUGUAUGGUAUACAAACAAUUAUGGGUGGGUUUGGAUUUUUCCUAGCCAAUAUUCUGUCCAUAAUUAUUAUAGUUCCUUUAAUGCACCCGUUGAAAAUCACAAGCGCUUACGAGUAUUUAGAACUAAGGUUCGAAAGUCAUGCUGUCAGAAUCCUAGGUACAAUUCUAGCAAUGCUUGGAUACACCGGCUAUAUGGGAGUUGUACUGUUUGGUCCAGCAACGGCUCUUGAAGCAGUCACCGGGCUACCUAAUUGGGUUUCAAUAACUUCUAUAGCCGUCGCUGCAGUCAUUUACACGUCAAUAGGUGGAUUAAAGGCUGUUAUAUGGACAGAUGUGUUUCAGUUUAUAAUCAUGUACGCUGGCUUCUUUGCUGUUGUCGCUCAGGGCACUCUUAAAAUUGGUGGUGUAAGUAAAACCUGGGAGAUCGCGAAAGAAAAGGGACGUCUUAAUUUUUUCGAUUUUGAUCCAGAUCCCACACUGCGACAGUCAUUUUGGAGUUUGGUAAUUGGAACAUUAAUUCGAGGGUUUGGUCUUGUCUUUAACCAAUCUUCCAUUCAACGAAUCAGCUCUACACCCAAUGUUGCUUCAGCAAGAAAAGUCCUAUAUUGGGUAGCCCCUGGAUUCUUAAUCACUGGCUUCCUGGCAAUAAUAGAGGGUGUUAUAGCGUAUGGUUAUUUUGACACAAUUGGGUGUGACCCACUGGUUUCAAAACAAAUUUCGAAUCCAAACCAGAUCAUGCCGUUUAUGGUAAUGGAUAUAUUUCAAGGAUUACCCGGUUUACCAGGGCUUUUUAUGGCAGCGUUAUUCAGUGCUUCUUUAAGUACAAUAUCGAGUGGACUCAGUAGCUUAUCUGCACAGUUCUGGACUGAUCUAGUCAAACCACACAUCAAACCUGUGUCGGAGUUUAAAGCAACAGUUAUAGCAAAAUUCUCUGUUGUGUUCUUUGGAGGACUUAUAAUGGCUGUAGCAUUUAUGACUGCGAGAGUCAGUGGAACUCUUAACCAGAUAUCUGCCAGUUUAUUAUCGGCAUUCGGGAGUCCCCUUACCGGCUUAUUUGUAUUUGGUGCUUUUUGUCCAUGGGGGAAUGCUAAGGGAGCUUUAUGGGGAACAAUAAUGUCAUCAAUUGUGACCUUUGUCAUAUCUUUUGGACAAGUUACAACCAAAGGAUCUGUAAGGAACACGAGGCUUUCACCGGCACCGGUUGAUCAAUGUUUUACUUCAAGUAUUUUGAGUAAUCUCAACAUGUCCGAUGUUACAACAGAAAUGUAUAUGUUUAGCUCAACGAUGGAGUUUGGAACAACAGUUGCGGAAAAUUUAGAAAUUCCUGAAUUGACUGGUUUCCGGCGUAUUUUUACAUUAUCAUUUCACUGGUUUGGAGUUGUCGGAAUAUUGCUGACGAUUAUAUUUGGAUCUUUUAUUUCAUUUUGUACUGGAUAUAAAAAGCCAGGUGAAGUCAACCCAAAGUAUCUUAUUCCAUUUUACGAUAGCUUGUUUCCGUUUCUACCUGAAUGUAUUCGUAAACCUCUUAGAUGUGGAUAUGAUUAUACAAGGACUGAUUACGAGAAGGAGAAUUUACCCGAGGAGGAAAUAAUUGCUUCUUUAUACAACGUGGAACAGGAAAUCAUUCCUUCGGAACAGGAUGCAAAUGAACAUCAUGUCGUCAAUGGAAAAGCAAUCUUUGGCACCGAUGAAAUUGAUACAAAUUUAUCUGUAUUACCGAAAAAGAGCAGCAAUGGAUAUGUAAUGCUAGAGACGGAUGAUGAAAGUCAAGUUGUAACGGAAACGGAUAUACGAAAUGACAAUCUUGUAGUUAAAUCAACUGGAGAUUUAUCUUAUCAUAGACCACAAACUGGCGAAAUUGAAAUGGAAGUUCUAAAAGGUUACAAAAGCUCUGAAUUUAUUACUUUGGAGAAAACGGACAACACACAGAUACUGAAAGUAAAAGCUGGGAGCUUAGAAAUCACAAACAUGUGGAAGCCAGGAGUUGGUUUUCAUAUUGCAGAUUAUUGUGUUUUUGGAUUCACUGUUCUUGUCUCGCUUGCAAUAGGGAUUUAUUAUGCAUUUUCUGGCGGGAAACAACGGACAACAUCGGAAUUUUUCGUUGGAAAUAGAAAGAUGGCUAUACUUCCGGUUGCAAUAUCACUGUUAGUAUCUUUUGAGUCCUCGAUUCUUAUGCUUGGCCAUCCCGCUGAGGUUUAUGUAUAUGGCAUACAAACUUUUAUGGGUGGGGUAGGAUUUUUCUUCGCCAAUAUUCUAUCCAUAAUUAUUAUAGUUCCUUUGAUGCACCCGUUGAAAAUCACAAGUGCUUACGAGUAUUUAGAGCUAAGGUUCGAAAGCCAUGCUGUCCGAAUCCUAGGGACCAUUCUAGCUAUGCUUGUAUACACGGGCUAUAUGGGAGUGGUUUUGUUUGGUCCAGCAACGGCUCUAGAAGCAGUGACUGGAUUACCUAAUUGGGUUUCAAUAACUUCUAUAGCCGUCGCUGCAGUCAUUUACACUUCAAUAGGUGGUUUAAAGGCUGUUAUAUGGACAGACGUAUUUCAGUUUAUAAUCAUGUAUGCCGGAUUUAUUGCCGUCGUGGCUCAGGGUACCAUCAAAAUCGGUGGUGUAAGUAAAACCUGGGAAAUUGCGAGAGACAAUGGACGUCUUAACUUUUUUGAUUUUAAUCCAGAUCCCACACUUCGGCAGUCAUUUUGGAGUUUGGUAAUUGGAACAUUAAUUCGAGGAUUUGGUCUUGUCUUUAACCAAUCUUCCAUUCAACGAAUCAGCUCUACACCCGAUGUUGCUUCAGCAAGAAAAGUCUUGUACUGGGUAGCCCCUGGAUUCCUCAUCACUGGCUUCCUGGCUAUUAUUGAGGGUGUUAUUGCGUAUGGUUAUUUUGAUACGAUUGGAUGUGAUCCGCUUGUAUCGAAACAAAUUUCGAAUCCGAAUCAGAUCAUGCCAUUUAUGGUAAUGGACAUAUUUCAAGGAUUACCUGGUUUACCAGGGCUUUUCAUGGCAGCGUUAUUCAGUGCUUCAUUAAGUACAAUAUCGAGUGGACUCAGUAGUUUAUCUGCACAGUUUUGGACAGAUCUAGUCAAACCACACAUCAAACCCGUGUCGGAGUUUAAAGCAACAGUUAUAGCAAAAAUUUCGGUUGCGUUUUUUGGAGGGCUUAUAAUGGCUGUAGCAUUUAUGACAGCGAAAGUCAAAGGUACACUUAACCAGAUUGCUGCCAGUGUAUUAUCGGCAUUUGGGAGUCCUCUUACCGGCUUGUUUGUAUUUGGUGCCUUUUGCCCCUGGGGAAAUGCAAAGGGAGCAUUUUGGGGAACAAUAUUGUCAUCAAUAGUGACGUUUAUCAUAUCUUUUGGACAAGUAACAACCAAAGGAUCGGUAAAGAACACGAGACUACCACCGGCACCGAUUGAUCAAUGUCUUGCUUUCAGUGGUUCGAGUAAUCUCAACUUGACCUAUGUUACAACACAAAUGUAUAUGGUGAACUCAACGAUUGGACUAGGAACAACAGUUGCUGAAAAUUUAGAAAUUCCCGAAUUGACUGGUUUUCGACGUCUUUUUACUUUAUCAUUUCACUGGUUUGGAGCUGUUGGCAUUUUGCUGACAAUUAUAUUUGGGUCUAUUAUUUCAUUUUGUACGGGAUAUAAAAAGCCAGGUGAAGUCAAACCAAAAUACCUUAUUCCAUUCUACGAUAGUUUGUUUCCGUUUCUACCUGAAUGUAUUCGUAAACCCCUAAGAUGUGGAUAUGAUUAUACAAAGAGUGAUUACGAGAAAGAGAAUAUACCGGAGGAGGAGAUAAUUGCUUCUUUAUACAACGUGGAAAAGGAAGUCCUUCCUACUGAAGAGGAUGAACAUCAUGUCGUUAAUGGGAAAAUAUUGUUUGGAAAUGAUACAGUAGAUACAAGUUUAUCGAAUAUACCAAAAAAUAACGGCAACGAAUAUGCAGUCUUAGAGACAGAAGAUGAAAGUCCAGUUGUAACGCAAACGGUCAGGAUUAAUGACCACCUUGUAGCUAAAUCAGCUGAAGAUUUAUCUUAUCAUAAACUGCCCAUUUGUGAUAUUGAAAUGGAACUUCUCAAAGGAUACAACAGUUCUGAAUAUAUAACCUUUGAAAAAACGGACAACACGCGGACAUUGAAACUGAAAGCGGAGAGCUUAGAGUAUGUUAUCAAGCCUGAUGGAUACAAUGCGUAGUUAACAUUAGAUAUAUUGUGCUUUUUCUUUCUUAUGAAAUCAUAGUCAGUUUAUUAAUGAGAUAAACUUUGUGUAAAUAGGCAUAUAUUCAAACG